Messenger RNA from Darwinula stevensoni, 1233 nucleotides. The record is from the annotation of a GenBank genome assembly. Lineage: Eukaryota; Metazoa; Arthropoda; Ostracoda; Podocopida; Darwinulidae.
AUGGUUGAACUCGUUAUGUAUUGCAGCGUGUCCACGAACUACGCAGAACGGCUGCUGACGACAAACGCGAUCGUGAGCUCGACAGGGGAGGUGGCCCUGCUCACGGCUGCGAACUUCCGCUCUACUUGCGACGUGGACGUCUCCUCCUUCCCGUUCGACAUCCAGAAUUGCACGAUGCGCUUCGGAUCCUGGAGCUACGACAUGACCAUGGUUACUCGCUCGCUCCUUUUCUGCCUCCCUGACUACAUUUUCUUGUAUACGAACGGUUCACCUCAAUUGCUUGUCACCAGACGAAAUCCAGUUGGUAAAAAGAAAGAGACGUUUCAGAUUCAAUUGGAAUUGGACCACAACAAAACGUUGGAGCUGCUGACAUAUACCCAGAACGAGGAGUUCAUACUCGAAUCUUACGAGGCAGGAAAGGGGCUGGUACUCGAUGCGUGUUGUCCGAAACCCUUCUCCAUUGUGGAAUAUGUCAUUCGGAUCAAGCGACGCUCUGCUUUCUUCGUCGUCAGCUAUGUCCUCCCGAUGGUGGUCAUCAACAUCAUCGGUAUGAUGUCAUUCUCUCCUUCGUUCCUGAUGCCGAGUGAGAGCGGAGAGAAAGUGACGCUGGGGAUCUCCGCCAUGCUCACAACAAUCGUUUUCCUCAUGACCAUCCGCGACAUCCUCCCGCCCACCGAAAACAUGCCUCUCAUAGGGAAAUACUACUGUGCCAGCAUCUGCCUAGUGUCAUUGGAAGUGGUGUUGAGCAUCUUCACCCUAUACCUUCAUCACUUGAAGGACAUCCGGGUAUCCCUUCGGAUUCAGAACGUGUGUCGGUUGUUGGCCAAACUGACGUGCAUGCAGCAGCCAAAUUUCCGGACCGUGAUUGUGGGAGCGUGUGAGAACGAGAAAGGGAAAAAGGAAUUUUCGGACGGGAUAUCAAUUCCUUCUCUCUUCGGUGCAAAGAUGAAAUCGAGUAGACGCCAUGCUUGGAAGGGGCCAGUUGUACCCAUAAGCAAUGAACCGAUAUCUGAAUGGGAUUUGACUCUGAGGGGGGUUCCAUUACUGACGGAAAGUCAAGAGAAACGGGAAUGGGAGAGGGAAAUGUGGAUCAGCCGAUGCUAUCGUCAGGUGGACAUGGAGAACUGGAGAAUCGUUUCUUGCAUCAUGGAUCGUUUCUUUCUCUAUCUCUUUGCUCUCCUCAACUUUGCAGUCACGAUUGGGAUUCUCUUUUCGUCCCCUCGUAAUGGAUAG